GAGACCUCACUAUCACAGCAGUUUAAGGACUAAUGCCACACUGGCACAAUGUAAGGCUCCGAAAGUGGGCGCUCAGAUCCUGCACCUUGCGUGUGUUGAGAGUACGGCGUUUUGCGUACAAACGGGAAAGUGUCCAAUCGAGUCAGUGUCGGUUUCCCCAGGGAUGUCCCCAGGGACGUACAAAAUUGUAACAAAAUUUAAUAAUAUGAGGGGCCCCCAGCGCCCCAUCUUAAGGUCAUCGUUUUUAACUGGGCUGGUACCAAGUGGGAAGCGUCGACGGCACGCACGAUAGAGCUCCAGAGGUGCGUAGAGAACAACCGGUGGGAACUCGGAAUGUUGCUAUGCGGGCUCGGGACUCGGAGCGUGCGGUUCGCUCGUCCGCCAUCGUUUUCAAAGUGGGCGUGACACGCAUUUCGUAAACAAGCGAAGCGUAGCGUGGGCACAUGUCCGCUCGCACGUGGAGGCGGAAGCAAUGCUACGAGCCGACAGAGCCGCCGAUCACUGAAAUGGCACGCGCAAGCAAAGAUUUCCCGGCGCUCCGAGUCAUCGGCCUCCGAGUCCGCCUCGGAGUCAUGGCCGCGCCCGGUCGGUCUCUCGCCGGCUGGUCUUGCCUCGGCUCAGCCCGGGUCUCAGGGAGUUCGCCCCGAGGUGCUGGUCUCGGCCUGGAAGUGCUUCGCCGUGGCCCUUCAGCGUGUUUGCUGUCAACUCGUAGCGGCCUGGGUCUCGCGUGUUCAGGGCAGGUAACCGUGGAGGAGUUCACACCUUUUUAUCUGCCGAGGGCUGCUCCGCAAGGGCAAAGUCCGAGGUGGGGGGCGUCCGUACGGGUUUGGACUUUUGAAACUCACAAACCACCGAUUUCGGAUUUCGCGGAACAUUCCAGAGUCUUCGUUGCGGAAGGUGCGUGACAUUCGAUUCGCCAAACGGAACGUUGAAUUGCUUGCGUUGAAGAUCAAGUUGAACUUGAAGUUCCACCGGUCCGCGACCCGCCCGCCGUUGCCGCGCAGCCACCCGCCCGUCACGGGUCCGCAAACACUGGUCCGCCCCGUCCGCCGGCAGACCGCCGCAUCCGCUGAUUCUCCGACCCAUCCCCCGCGGGUACCGGUCCCCCAGCAGCCCCGGGUCCUAACCUGGUCCGCCAGGAGUUUACCUUGAGCGCGGGGCCCCGCCCGCGGCCCUCCACACCGCCACGUGUCGCAGACUCAUCAAGUGAGUUAAUGACGUAUAUAAGCUGCAAAACAAUCCAGUCCAGGCCACAAAAGGAAUAAACUGUGUCAGCAAGGCAAACGAGAAAUGGCUAGCUAAUAUAUGAUGCAAGGGAGGCAAGAGCGCUAGUAUGAAAACAACCUGACGAGAUUUG
Molecule: messenger RNA, 1357 nt
Organism: Pelagomonas calceolata
Lineage: Eukaryota; Pelagophyceae; Pelagomonadales; Pelagomonadaceae
Source: the annotation of a GenBank genome assembly